Messenger RNA from Diospyros lotus (date-plum), 594 nucleotides. RefSeq names its product late embryogenesis abundant protein At1g64065-like. Lineage: Eukaryota; Viridiplantae; Streptophyta; Magnoliopsida; Ericales; Ebenaceae. The transcript has a single exon. The record is from RefSeq and is a predicted model, not a curated record. Bases 1 to 594 code for a protein of 197 amino acids.
AUGGCGGAGAAGCAGCAGCAGGCAUAUCAACCACCGAUGUCCAACGGCUACAACAGGGCGGACGAAGAGGCGGGAGCAGCUCAGAAGGAAGAGCUCCGCCGGCAGAAGCGGAAGAAGUGGAUACUGUAUAUCAUAGCCUUUGUGAUCUUUCAGACGGCUGUUAUUGCCUUGUUUUCCAUGACGGUGAUGAAAUUCAGAACUCCCAAGUUUCGGAUCCAAUCCGCCACAUUCAACCAUAAUUUCCAAACAUCAAACUCUCCCUUCAAUCUGACGAUCGGCGUGAAGAACACCAACUUCGGCCCUUACAAGUUCGACAACACCACCAUCUUGUUCUACCACCAAAACGGCGCCCUAGCGGGCAGCGCCGCCGUCCGGAAGUCCAAGGCCAAUUUCCGAUCGACCAAGAAGCUGGACGACGUCGCCGUAGAUUUGGUCAUGCCGGACUCAGGGAUCCUGCCUCUGACCGCCAAGGCGGAGAUGAAAGGGAAGGUGACGAUCAUGUUCAUGUUCAAGAAGAAGAAAUCCACAAAGUUGGAUUGCUCCAUGGAAGUCAACACCAAUACAAAGGCGCUGCAGAACGUGAAAUGCAAGUGA